Molecule: messenger RNA, 1525 nt
Organism: Chara braunii
Lineage: Eukaryota; Viridiplantae; Streptophyta; Charophyceae; Charales; Characeae
Source: the annotation of a GenBank genome assembly
GGUUCGAAGUCUUUUGGUGCCUCCACCCGGUGUCCAAGCCAUCGCCUCCCGUUGGUGUGCAGCAACAGUCAUGCCGCGACUCGGGAGGAGACGGCGGGAAGAGCUUGCUGUUGUGGUGAUGGCCAUUGCUGGCAGGAUGGCUGAGGAUGCCUUCAAAAGUCUCGAUUCACUGCUCGGCAACCACACAUGCAGACCGUUGCUGUUGGGCCGGGACGAUGACAUGGCGGGGACGACUCUUGGAGAAGACGAUGACGACCAGACACGGGGACGGCGUAGUCUGGUUUGGUUGUUGCCAACGAUUUAUGACAUCUGCAAGCUAUCGCCACGGGCCUUGCCUAGGUGGUGGGUAAUGCGGCGGGCAGCCGGGUUGUGGAAAGACCUCGUUGCCGCGGAUGACGCCGAGAACGACCAUUACUUGGGGCUUCUACGCAUGCGGCGGUCCAUUUUCAACAGGCUGCUGCGUAAGGUGGGCCCCCUUUUAGAGAAACAGGUGACGAAAUUCAGAUUGCUGUUGCCGCCAGCUAAGAAACUGGCGUAUGCUCUUGACAGAUGGGCCCACGGAGACGGGCACUGGCACAGUUCCUCGGGGUACAGUAUGGGGAAAACCAGUGCCUUGCAGGCCGUGCGAGAGGUGGCGGAAGCCAUUCACGCGGCGUUCCCGAACGUCGUCGGUUUCGGUGGACUGGAGGAGCGUCACCGUCGAAUGCAGCGGUUUAGGGCAUUGGGUUUCCCCAAUUGCUGGGGGUGCAUUGACUGCACUCACGUGUAUGUCGACAAGCCACGAUCUGCCGACGGUGACGACUACUGCUCUGGGCGUAACAACAGGUUCUUUGUCGUUGCGCAACUCGUUGUCGAUUCGGAGCUGCAGAUCCUGGACUUCUGCUACGGCUUCCUUGGGACGGUUGGCGAUGCCUGGGCUCUAAAGAACACCUCGCUGUACAGGCGAGCCCUUAAGGGUUCCUUGUUCGUUGACCUCCCCGACGACCCGUUCCGUGCAGAGAGGCCUUCGAUCCCCAGUGUUCUUGGUGGAUACUUGCUCGGUGAUGGCGGGUAUCCCAAUCUACCUUGGAUUGUCAUCCCCUAUGGCCAACAGCCACACCUGACGAGGGCGAUGCAACGUUUCGACGCCCUUCACAAGAUUGUGAGGUCUUGGGUCGAGCGAUUUUUUGGAGUUUUCAAAAUGCGUUUCCAGUACUCCUAUAGGCCGCAUAUAACGGACAUGUCGAGGGAGAAGUUGGAGUUGCGGGCGUGUUGCAUCAUCCAUAAUCUCCUACAGGCUUGGGGAGAUAUGCCGGAGGUGGACGGCGAACUCAGCGAUGCGUCGUCUCCUGACGGUCCGCCUCCGGAUGUUGACCUGCGUGUGGACGGUGCCCCUCUCGAGUAUAUGUUUGGCAGGGAGCGUGGUCAGGCCGUGCGGGACGCACUGUGCACAUAGGUUGUUCGUUUGUGGGAACUCCAGAGACGGCAGACUGCCAUCCAUGGCGGGCACCGAGCAGCGCAGGGACUACGCGUACAAAAGGCGUGC